Molecule: messenger RNA, 4475 nt
Organism: Caenorhabditis sp. 36 PRJEB53466
Lineage: Eukaryota; Metazoa; Nematoda; Chromadorea; Rhabditida; Rhabditidae
Source: the annotation of a GenBank genome assembly
AUGACCACUGUGGACAAGGAAAAGGCCGAAUCGGUGGUGAGCAGAUCGUCAAAAAAGAAGAAAAAUCGGUAAGAAGCUGAAAAAGAGAGCAUUUCGCAAUCGCGGAGUUUUCAGAAAAAAGCGGGCACGACAAUGGAGUGGAUACGUGGAAAAUCUGAAAACAACUAUCGAUUUGAUGUACGAAAUGUGCCGGAGCGAGCAGAGUGUCGCCGGGUGCCGAGUGAGUGGGAAGCUGGAGAAAAAGCUGUUGAGACUGUUGAGACAAGUGGUUUGAUUGCAGGAAGCGAUGCUGUACCUGCAGAGCGCAAGCAACGACUUCAAAUCGCUGAUCGAGACAAUAAACGUGGAGAAAGAGUGGUCUGAGAGCCAGGAGACCCUCAAAAGACCGUCCGUCGCGUGGGAGGUGCGCAAGUCGAUGUGCUCGCCGAACCCGGUGACAAUCAAGGACAAACCGCUCCUGCCGAUCUCCUCGAUCAUCGUCGAGGCCGUCAAAAACACGUCGCCGCCCACGCAAAAGGCCUCCGAACUUCGGACCUACGCGACGAUAGCGGCAGUGGCGGCGGUGGCGGCUUCCGGGGAUUCGGAGGGGUGGAAGGUGGUGUCGAACCGGAGGCGGAAGAGCACUUCCAGCACCACCGUCUCUGAAUUCGACCGCGAAAUCUCUGUGGAGAAGGAGAAAGAGCUGGAGCACGAGCCGUUGAGUGUUUAUGAACGACUUUCGAGCACUUCCUACCAGAAAAGGAGUCCGAAUCGGACGCUUACGUGUCCCAGAAGUGCCAUGGACCUCCCGCAGACCCGUGCUUCGAUGGCCAAAAUGGCCUAUAGUCGGCAGCUUUUGUGGGAAAAGAAUCAGCAGGUGCUCGUGGAGAAACUGAGGGCGAAACAGAAGAAGGAGAAAAAUUCGGCGGCCGGCGGCACGAGGAGCUUCAGCCAGUGCGGAUUCACUUUCGCCGAUCCGCAGGCCGUUCGCAAGAGUGUCGAGGCGUUUCAUGAGCGGAAAAGUGGACUCAGGAGUGUGAAGGUUGGACUUUUUAGACUGUUUUAGAGAAAAAUGAUGAAUCCGACUCAAAAACAUGUUUCAGGAAACGACGAGCGGUUCCCAAUCGUCAAACGUGGAGUUGCACUCGAUAAACGAGACGGGCGAGGAGCGGUCUGAGCACUCGGAGGAGGUGGUCCCGGCCGAUCCGACACCCUCCUCGUCCAUCUCGCAACCGCCGCCCAAUCCGUCGCUUUUCGGCUACGUUCCUGUGCCGGAAGAGCUCGAAAAGGACGCGGAAUGGCGGACGAUGACCGAGGAGGAGGAGUCUCUGGCACUCGAGGAGAACAGUCUUCAUCUGGAGAUAAAAGAGGCCGAAUCGAUGGAAAUCGACGCGGAAUUGGAGCGGCAGGUCGAGGCGGAGGCGGCCAGUUUGGAAAGGGAGCAUCGGGCGAAGAAGAUGGAGAAGAAACGGGAGAAACAGGAGAAGAAGGAGGAGAAAAUCGAGAAUUUCUACAAAGUUUUCGAGGAGAUUCGCAAUCUCGCGUGGUCCGAGCUGAUGGAGCAGGAGAGUGUGGCCCAGUUUUCGGCGCAGAAUGUGCACGAGCCGGGCACGCCCGUCGAAAAACACGAGAAAAUGAGCAGUCCGUCGCGGAGAAGGUUCCAGAAAGACGAGCAGGACUUUGGGAAGAAGCACGAACAGAAGCAGCGGAAUGCGGAGAUACUCAGGCAGCAGUUGCACGACGCAAAAGCCGCCAAAUUGAAGGAAUUGACCAAUCGAGUUGAGGUAUGCUUUUUUUUCUAGAACUCAUUGAGUUAUUUCCAAGUGGAUAAAUUUCAGGAAGUGCGCGCGAAACAAGAAGCGCUGAAAGAGCGAAAACGACGUCAUCUGGAGGAGCGGAUGCGCCGGGCGGCCGAGAAUCGCGACAAGAACAUAAUGGAGGUGAUCAGGAAGGCGAAGGACGACGAUCAGCGCGUGGCCGAAGUGAAGUUCAUCGCCACGUUGCAAGAGGACAACAAGCGGUACGAUCUGAUGGCGAAGGACGCGGAAAUGGAGGAGAAACAGAAGCAGAUGGCCGACGAGCGGGCGCGAAAACACGAGGAGAAGGCGGCGCGGAAGCGGGAGCAGGAGGCGGCGGCGACCGCGCGGAGGGCUCAGGCCGCCGAGGCACGACAGACACGCAUCAGACAGUUGUCGGAGCAGAAGGAGCAGAAGCAGAAGGGCAAGGGACAGAAGGCAGAGGCCACCGGUAGGACUUCUCUCAAUAAAACUAAUUGAAAGCUAUCGAUAAAUCGUUCGAAACUCACAAUUUUCAGCGUCGACGCUUACGCCCGCGUGUUCGGAUGCUCCGGACAUGCUCGCCUAUCUGCAUUCGCUCUGCGACGAACCUCCAGAAUCCCCUUCCACUUCGGAAGCCCCACCCCUUUGGUUGUGGCCCUCUGCCGGCCCAAAACCGGCUCGAAAGUGUUCCCUCUGUCCGGAUACUGUCGUUUUCUCGGAUUUGGAAGCGGCUUCCCAUCUGAUUUGCUCAAAAGAACAUCAGGAUCAGGCGAAGACUCUCACUUCCGGCAGCAUUUUGGAAGAACUCAAACGACACUUUUAUGCCGUUUUCAAUACAUUGGAAAGCUCAGAAGAAAAUGAGGGAAACGAUCAGGAAGCGGUGAAGAAUCAGAUGGAAAAGGGGGAGAUGGAGGCGAGAAAUGCGCUCGAGCAGAUGUAAGAUUUUCGGACAUUUUUUAAAAGGGAAAUUGAUUAAAGUACAUUUUCUUUAUUUUGCAGCCAAAUGACGGAAUCGUUGCCGGCACCGGUAUCCUCGCCCCGAAACCGUACCAAACACAUUCGCGAAUUCAACCUGGCAAUCGAAAAAAUGCAAAAAUGUCAUGGACAACAAAUCGACGAAAAAACGCAAGAAUCGGUGGAGAAAUCGUUGUCCGAACUGCUCGGCGCCGUUGAAUUGGAGCAAAAGCAACACGAAUCGGGAGGGGUUAAUUUGGAGCAGUUCUGUGCGGUGAACGGUCCCCAAAAGAUGGUCGACGCCCUUCUCGAAUGGACCGCCCGUGGCGCGAGUCUGCGGCUCUGCAUCCGAAUCUCCCACGCCUUCUGCACAUUUCUCCGCGAUCCGCACGUCGCCCUCUCGGUCCUUUUCCGUCCCGAACUCCCAAGAAUUCUCGAUCGGAUCUGUCGCUUACUUCUGGCCGAUGACGUCAUCAGUCCGCAGCUCUCGGCUCUUUUGGAUGUGCUCACGGCCACUCUACGCACGGCAGCGGCACCGAAAAAACAGAAAAAGAGCCCGAAAUGCGACGAUAAUUCGAUAGACUCGGUUUUCACGGCUUGCGAAUCGAUUUUGCGUGUGUCUGUGAGCCCUGCGGACCUUCGGAAAGCUCUGGAAGCCAGUCGGGGCUCGGCCCUUUGCUGCCGACUUUUCGGGCUCGCCGAGCAGCUGGCGACACGUGGAAACUCGCGUCUUUUGGCCGAUUACACGGACUCCAUCCUGAAAUUUGUUUACGAAACAAGAAGAUGUGCGAAAAAAGCGUCGGAAGACUUGGCCGCCACGAUUUUGAAAACUGUUUUCCAAAAUCCAUUGAUAUCUACCGAGAAACGCCCGGAAAAUCUGUUGAUUUUGGUCAUUCUUCUCGAAGAUUCGCUCCGCAGAAACGCGAUAAAUUUGAGAAAAACUGGAUAUUUGAAAAAUAGGUACACCGUUUUUCUUGUUUCUGGAAAUAAUGUCGGUUUUUUUAGGCCAUGGGGAUUUUUGAGCAAAGACGAGGAGACACUCAUCCGGCUGAGUGAGUACGCGGAGCAAUUGGCACGAAGAAUGGAGCCAACGCAAAAGGUUUGCUUAAAAGUUGUUCUCAACGCACCAAAUUUCUGAAAACUUUUCCCCGAAUUUUGAUGCAUUUUCCGAAAAUGCUAAUGAGACCACGCGAAUAUCGAUUUUUGUGCAGGGAACUCGCGUAAUUCUGACUUCCCAGUAGAGUGACGUGUCGACUUGAGAGUUUGUCGAAAAGUCGAUAAAAGUCGAGGAAACUCAGACCGAUUGGAUCAUUCGGUCCCGAGAUAUUCUGGUUUGAUGCCGAACAGGCCUUUCCUCUGAUCCAUAUAUCUCGAGACCGGAUGAUCCGAUCGAUCUGAAACUUGGACCCAAUAUACUUCAAUCCCAGUCCAAGAAGCCUAAUGCAAGUAGGUCAAAAGUCCAGGCUUCAGUAGCCUUUGAAAAGCCUGGGCCGGCCUUUUGCCUGGCAAAACUUCAAAUAUGUAUUGCAGCGUUCCUUGCUGAUCUCCUGGACUUCCGGCUCGUCGUCGUGCCUCGAAACGCUGAAAAACGUGCCAGUUCGGCUGUUGGCGAUUGGAAAGCACGCGGAUCGGCUGGUUCCCGCCGUCCGACGCAUUCUGGACCGACUGACAAACUCGGAAAAAUCCGAAUCGCUCGGAGACAUUUCCGCCGAUUUAUUCGCUGAAAAUUUCAUUUUUCCCGGAAGAAAAUUGAUGAAAAAUUAA